UUGGCGAAUACUCGCUGCAGUUAACAGUGGUGGAUCGGAACGUCCCUGAGCGCGGAGUAGAGGAGAGUACACGGCGAUACAGUCUUUGGGAGAAGAUAGUGCUUAUUUUCCCCCUCUCUCAGCUCUAACAACAAAUUAAAUCCGAUUUUGGUUCAGAGGGUCGUCUAACUACAGCAAUCGAAACGUGGGAGGAACAAAGGAUUUGAUCUUUCAAGUUUUUCUUUAGCAUUUGUUUUCUUUUCAUAAAACAGGAUUCUGUUGGAGGCUCGCUCGCACUCUAGACGCAAAGAUGAUGGUUGGAGAGAUCGAGGUGAAGGAGAGACCGAGGCCGAGUCCUGACUAUUUGAUGCAAUUGUUAAACGAAAAGAAGCUGAUGACCAGUUUGCCAAAUCUGUGCGGUAUCUUUACACACCUUGACCGGCUUCUCGAUGAAGAGAUCAACAGAGUGAGGAAAGACAUGUACAACGACACAGCCAACGGACCUAUAGAAAAACAGCCUCUGGAAUUACCCGAGGCCCUGGGGCCAAUCAUUCAUCUGCAGGAGAAGCUCUUUGUGCCUCUAAAAGAGUACCCUGACUAUAACUUCGUGGGCAGAAUCCUGGGGCCUCGUGGACUCACCGCCAAGCAGCUGGAAGCAGAGACUGGAUGUAAAAUCAUGGUGCGAGGCAAGAGCUCCAUGAGGGACAGAAAGAAGGAGGAGCAAAACAGAGGCAAGCCCAACUGGGAACAUCUGAACGAGGACCUGCACGUCCUGAUCACGGUGGAGGACACACAGAAGCGCGCUGAGAUCAAGAUGAAAAGAGCCUUAGAGGAGGUCAAGAAGCUCCUGGUGCCCGCAGCGGAAGGAGAGGAUAAUCUGAAGAAGAUGCAGCUGAUGGAGCUGGCCAUUCUCAACGGGACGUACCGAGACACCAACAUCAAGACACACCCCCUUGCGUUCUCUCUUGCAGCGGCGGCCGCCGCCGCUCAGGGCCCCCGUCUAAUGCAGGCCCCCCAGGGGCAGUUGAUGGCCCCCCAUCAGCAGAUGAGGCCCCCCACACCGGCAGGGCCCCCCAUCAUGAACAUCAUCCGACAACCCCAAAUGCAGGGCAUGUUACCCAAUGGCACCCCAACCCUGGUGCCUCCCUCGCCGGACGGCGGCAUCCUCUACGCCUCCCCGUACGACUACCCGUACGCCCUGGCGCCCACCUCCCUGCUGGAGUACCCCAUCGACCACAGUGGGGUUCUAGGUAAGCGACCCUGGGGCCUGGGCGGCGGCCCCUUUAGCCCCGGACAGGAGGGCAGCUUGUUUUACCCUGGGUUUUUGGACGCGGCUUCGAUGAGCCACGGUCAGGACUUGUUGAAAGGUGCAAUGGCUACUAAAAUGAGACGACAUGACUCGCGCGUCCAUCCUUACCAAAGGAUUGUAGACAGAGCCGCCACCGGCAACUAACACAUGACCUUCUGACCUCUGAACUCUUCACCCAAUGACGAGCCGCCCCAAGCCUGCCUGCUGAUCAGUUAACUGGUAAUUGCCUUUUGCUAGCCUCUCGGGACGCAGUGAGAAAGAGGCGCCUGCCCUUAGUUACCCUAACAUGUUUUUGAUUUUUUUUUUUUUUUACAUUUAAAAAUAUAUAUAUAUAUCACAAUCUCAUAGAAACACAUCAACCAAAGUUAUUAUUUAAUUGAUUUCUGUUCAUUGAGUUGAAUUCCCAUUCUCUCUCUUUCUUUUUCUUCAUGAAUCACAAACUGGAGGAAUGUGUGUGUGUGUGUGUGUGUUACUAAUGAAUCUGCACUGAAUAAAAAUAUAUAUAUAUUUAUAUAUAUAUAUAUAUAAUCUCAAUAAAGAUCCCGUCCUCCCUGUCGACCGCCCCCGUACCUGCUCUGAUUCGGUGACCUCACUAAUAAUUACUGAACAAUGGGAACGGAACCCAAACUGUAUGGCCCCUUUCCCUCCCCAUUCCACACUUCCUUGUGGGUCAUUUGAAAGAAAAGGAAAUAGAAGGAAAGAGAAACUAGACUCACACCAACUUGUUGAUUCUCUUGUCAUUUUCAUAUGUGGUCGUGCAUUAUGAACCUCUGAGAUGAUAAUGUGCUGACACAUUCUGGGUGUGCCCUCCACGGCUGUCGGUUAAAAGCAUGGCUAAAUUGACUGCAAAUGGAGCUUAUUAUAAUUUGUUUUUAUGUUAUGUUUUUCUUUGGUUUUACUUGAUUUUUCUGUUUUCUUGUUAAUUCAUUCUAAUGAGCUCUUUUGUGAAGGACUAGCCAGACAAAGCAGGUUGUAAGAACUUAAAAGGUAGCUUUUGAAGUGGCAGGCCUAUCAUGGGCAGUUAGCGGAAGCUAGGUGGGGUGCUGGGACAGGGUGAUAUGGGGAAGAAUCAGGAUGAGAAACGGUGUUUCUAUUACUAUAAUGAAAGUAGGAUGGGUUGAGGGCACAGUGAAUAUAUAGUCAACUAGCUACUGAACUUAACUAUGCCCCUCCACACUGUGUCCCAAGUAUACAGUGCCUGAUGUAUUUAGAGAAAUGAUGCGAGCUGUGAUCUAAAAGACAAAAAAAAGUAUUGUGCGCAUAUUUAACCAGAGCGUUUCCAGUUGAAUUAUAUCUACUUAAAUAUGUAUCUAACCGCAGAGGGCUCUCCACCAUUUUAGCCUUUGAAAGGGUGUGAUUUCAUGCUUGCGUAAGUAAAGCUCUAGUUUCCCAUGAAGAGACAAAGGCGAUUUAAACACUAAAGAUGGCUACUGGUGAAGGGAGGAUCCUGAUAGUGAAGUUUGUAUAUAUUUCCUUUUCUCUUUUUUUGAUUUUGCCUUUUUGUUUUUGGUUGUAUCUAUACCCCCUGGCAAAAAAAAAUGCUAGUGUGUUUUUAUAGUUUUCUUUUAAUCUCUUUUCCAAUUUGAUACCAAUCAAGUCAUCCUUGGGGGACGGGAUACUUGCCCUCGUGCAAAUAUGCCUGUUUGAAUUUAAAUGACUUUAUUUUUAACAUCACCAUACCCGUUUCAAGUCCCCCAAUUAGCACAUCCACAAUGUGUCUCCGUGAAGGUAUAGUCCAGCUCCUGAGCCCUGACCGUUUCUUUUACUCUUUCUGAAGAACAAAAAUAGGAUGUGAAAGCCAUGCCUGCCUGUUCAAAUUGCUUUAUACAUACCUGUUAUAUAUAUAUAUACAUAAAUACACACACAGAGAGAGAGCGAGAGAUACAUGUAGAUACCUGUCAUUACAUAGUAAAGAUGGAGAACACAAUGAAAUCCUCUUACAGGAUGCUGGAGAAGAAAACAUAUAUAUUUUUGGCAAUUUUAGCUUUUUAUACUUGCAGUUACAAAAUAUGGGGGGGGGGAAGGUAAAAAAAAAAUAGUAUGCAGAAAAAGGACAUGUGGCGAAAAUGCUGUGUUACUUUGGAUAUUAUUGGCUUGGAAAAUAAAAAUAAAGACCAAAAUAGUCAUACCUAGGAACAUUGCAAGUAUGUAAGUGUUACGAAGAGGGGUUGAGAGAGACACAGAGAAGAUGUUUUUUUUUUUUAAAGUUAAAAGAAGUGCCUUAUCGACGGUCGUUUCUUUUUCCAAGUGUUAACAUUCUGUUCAGUAAUAUCCAGCAACAACUAGGAAACUGCAGAGAGGAACGGCUUCUGUAUGCGCUCUGAAGAGUUGAGCAGGGUAGCUCCGUCAUUAUCGCUGAGCUACUGAAGUUAUUCUAUGCAAAAAGAAUAGCAGUCGUAUGACCAGCUAAAAUAUGUGCCAUGGUUCGUCUUCCCAAGUAUAAGUUCAGUUUCUUUGUUUUAUUUUCUACCUUUGGCCCUUUUCUCUGCCACCGGAACAAGUUUCAUUUCUUAUUUCUCUGCAUUUUGAUUUAACGUGUUUUCCCUUGUCUCGUUUUCUGGUAACUGUGAUUAUUCUACAAAGAACAAACUGCCAAUAGCAACGCAGAAGUCUGCCAGGACAUUUUAUGAAUAAAUUGAAUAUGAAAUGAGAUUAAGAGGGGAAAAGCCGUUUGCAUGUAUACCUCUGUUUCAAAAUCUGCAAACUGAAAACAUCCAGUCUAACAAUGCGUUCUCACUACAAUCGGGGAAUGUAGCCAACACCGUUUUAUAAUCAAUCGUAUGACCUAAAGACCCCAGGGGGUUUUCCCAGAUGCAGUUCGGGGCUCUUCAGAUUCGGAGGAGGGGGCUGGAUGACAUGUAUUGAUUUCUAUGUUAGUCAAUAUGUAGCCAUUCUGGAAGUGAUCGACAUAAAGCUGGAUGAUAUAGCCGAGACUAGAAAAACUCCUUGCCUCCCUACAGGUAAAACGAUGAGGCCGUCUGCACUCUUUUUAAGGUCCUUACUACUGAGUAGUGUUGGUUCCAGGUGUGAAUACUGGAAGAGGUGAAGUCCCGCACAUGGUAGAACAAACGAUUACAUCCAAAACUGAGGCUUGAAAGCAAAAUCAAGAUGGUGCAUAAAUGAAAGGUGAAAACAAAACAAGCGUUUUGUCUUUAGGCCGUCUCUACAGCUAACACAACUUCACAGCCAAGCAGUUUUCAGUUAUUGAAACAAAAGGCGGGGUAUCUAAUCAAAAAUUUAAAAAAUACUAUAAAAAAUCAAUUGAGACAUGACUUCUAAAGUAUUUCCCUGGCAGUCUGAUACUAUUUAUUUUUCUCAUACAUGCUUUACACAGAAAAGGUCAAUUUGUUUUCAGUGUUAUGAAUUAUUCUUAAUUUUUUUAACAUUUUUUUUUUUUUUAGAAAUGCAAUAUUAACAUGGAGCAAGAAAUGACAAGCAUUUUGACAGUAUUAAGAAAUAUUUCCUCAUACAAUGGCACAGCGUGUUGUAACAUUGCAAAGGUUGGUUUAGUUCAUCAGGUAUAUGGUGAAAGAUACCGUAUUCUCUGACCUGCCUAGUACGAUGUAUGAUAAUGUAAUUUACAGCCAUUGUUAAAGGUUUAUAAUGUAUUUUUCUAAUCUCAUUUUGUAUGUAUAUUAUAAAAUCCUUUUUCUGACAUUUUUUGUUGUUGUUGAUGAAGCCCACUGCAACUUGUUUUUGAACCACCCCCCCUCACAUCUUGAAAUCUGUCCCUCAUUAGGAGUGUUUCCUUUCCUAGAGUUAGAUAUAGUUUUCUUGCCAAAUCCUAGCUUGUUUAACUCAUUAGCAACUUUUCGUUUCUUGUCAUAAGUAUUUUUACAUGCUUGCUUUAUAGUUUUCAUGGUGUGUGUUGUUAUAUUUCUUAUUAACCCCUUGGCAUUUAUUUUAAUAAAACAUUCUUAGUAAGAAUUUUACUAACUUGCUGAUAUUAUUUUGGUCUUGUUUUUAACAAGUUUAAUGGAUGUACGACCUUGGUCUGGUUCACGGACUAACACAAUUAAAACUGGUGUCUGACCACCAAACACUUACACUGACAUGCCUGUACACACACGCAUAUGUGUGCACUCAGCAGCAUUCAUAUUUGCACACACACACACACACACACACACACACUGUCUAACUGGAACCUGUGCACGAGCUGAUCCGUCCCUCACUCUCGCUCACACACACUUUCACCUGUGUUGCUGAAAAGAUUCUUCUAAACACUCUACAUAAUCCCAAUCCCAGCACCGCUGCUGUCUCGUCCCUCCUUUCUGUUUAUCACCACUCUCUUGUGGUUUUGCCCUUUGUAAGAGAACCAGGUAGCUGCUCGCUGUAACUGGAAGUGUAGGAGAACCAGGAAGCUGCUCUCUGUAGGAGAACCAGGGAGCUGCUCUCUGUAGGAGAACCGGAGAGCUGCUCUCUGUAGGAGAACCAGGGAGCUGCUCUCUGUAGGAGAACCAGGGAGCUGCUCUCUGUAGGAGAACCGGAGAGCUGCUCUCUGUAGGAGAACCAGGGAGCUGCUCUCUGUAGGAGAACCAGGAAGCUGCUCUCUGUAGGAGAACCAGGAAGCUGCUCUCUGUAGGAGAACCGGAGAGCUGCUCUCUGUAGGAGAACCGGAGAGCUGCUCUCUGUAGGAGAACCGGGGAGCUGCUCUCUGUAGGAGAACCAGGGAGCUGCUCUCUGUAGGAGAACCUGGAAGCUGCUCUCUGUAGGAGAACCAGGAAGCUGCUCUCUGUAGGAGAACCAGGGAGCUGCUCUCUGUAGGAGAACCGGGGAGCUGCUCUCUGUAGGAGAACCAGGAAGCUGCUCUCUGUAGGAGAACCAGGAAGCUGCUCUCUGUAGGAGAACCAGGGAGCUGCUCUCUGUCGGAGAACCUGGAAGCUGCUCUCUGUAGGAGAACCAGGAAGCUGCUCUCUGUAGGAGAACCAGGGAGCUGCUCUCUGUAGGAGAACCAGGAAGCUGCUCUCUGUUUGGAGAACCAGGGAGCUGCUCUCUGUAGGAGAACCAGGGAGCUGCUCUCUGUAGGAGAACCGGAGAGCUGCUCUCUGUAGGAGAACCAGGGAGCUGCUCUCUGUAGGAGAACCAGGGAGCUGCUCUCUAGCGUUAACUGGAAGUCUAGGGUUGCAGGUGAAACACUAGGAUCCAACACACAUGUACAACUGAAACCUAAUAUGCUGCUCAUCAUACAUUAUCUCAAGGCAAUCUGCCUUGUGUAGGAGUAACUCAUCUGAUUCAACACCAAUGUGCCCUCCUGGGUUUGAGAGGGGGGAGAGCAACAGAGAGAGAUUACUGUAGCGCAGAAGAUACUAAUGUUCAUAUUGCUAUGACCCCAUAUUGCUAUGACUCCCUAUUGCUAUGACUCCCUAUUGCUAUGACCCCAUAUUGCUAUGACCCCCUAUUACUAUGACCCCCUAUUGCUAUGACCCCCUAUUGCUAUGACCCCAUAUUGCUAUGACUCCCUAUUACUAUGACCCCCUAUUGCUAUGACCCCCUAUUACUAUGACUCCCUAUUGCUAUGACCCCCUAUUACUAUGACCCCCUAUUGCUAUGGCCCCCUAUUGCUAUGACCCCCUAUUACUAUGACCCCCUAUUGCUAUGACCCCCUAUUGCUAUGACCCCCUAUUACUAUGACUCCAUACACCGUUAUUACAACCCAUUCAAAAUGAACUGGUCCUGCAAUGUGACGCGUCUGAUGUUAGACACAACUGGAGCCCCUAUACAAUCCCUGAAAAGGCGAUCCGUUGCUACAAAGUACUACUACUCUAUUUACUCUUAAGUAAUUCUACAGGUUAUUGUAAUGCUUUCACAGGGCCGUUUCACUAAAGCACCAGCCAUUCAUCUACAGGGUGAACCAAUUGGUCGGUUCCAUUUAGGUCAUCUGUGCCUUUUCAGCCAUUGGUCAUUUUCCUACUCAGGUGUGAAGUGUAGAUCAGACAAUGACCUGAAGGCUACACUAGAAGGGAGUACUUGUAGUGCUGAUGUAGUAUUCUACUGCCUUAACCCAUUUCGCAAGAGUCUAAACGAUAGUGUUGACAAUGCAACAAAAACUUUGGGAUCCAAUUUAGAAUGAAGAUAUUAGCUUCUAUUAGUUGCUUUGUAAUCCGACUCGAUUCACAGCCAGCGCCUACUAAUGUCUGUUCUGUUUCACUUUUUUCCUCUUUGCUUCUUUUCCUCACUAAUUUGAGGUGUUCAGACUGACACAUGAGCCGAGAUGAGCUGUUAUUAAUCUCUUUUUUUUGUGAUUAUACUUUAACCCACUGGGUGUUUGUUGCCUCCGCAAUUUCAAAGUAUCUCUGCACAAACAACUUCGGCUUUAACAAUCUUAAUUCCUUAGUUUCCACAAACAAGCGAGUAAAGCGCAUAAUAUUUAGACUUUCGCCGCUGUCUGAAAAUUAACAAGUCUUCCCUGUCUGAUGAUCAUGGGUGCGUUUCUGUGACACUUCACUUUAGACAAGCAAUGAAGAAAAAAAUAGAUAUCAAUGGGAGUUUGUCAAUCCAAACUUUGGCAUAUUUCCAUCUGGAGCAAUGUUUAAGAAAUACUUGUUGGGUCUUCUAACCUUUCUUAUAUAUUUAUGUAGUUAAUUGUAAUUCAAAUUAAAUAAAAAAACAAUUAUCUGUGCCAAAAAUGACCUUAACUGGAACCUGCCUUUUAGAAAUAGGUGUCUUUAUGCUGUCUGAAGUGUAAGUGUUGCCUUUACUUUUCUGUUGGCUCGUUUCCCCAGUUCAGCUGAUGACAAGAAUAUGAAGUGGCAAGUUAUUUGUCUGGUGUUGCAAUGCAUUACAAACCCUGCCUGCAAGAUUGCAUCUGGAAAUAAUAAGUGCCUUUUUGUGAGAGAUUUUGAAAAAUGUAUAUAUUGUGCCAAUUACUGGUAUCUCUCACUUGCCAUUUUUGUUGAGCACUAAAAAAUGAAAUUCUUUAGCUAUUCCUGCACACUGUAGAUGGAUCGUUUUUUUUUUAUUUUGCUAAACUAGAAUAUUUGUAGAAAUAUAUAUAUUUUGGUUUAAAAAAAAAUAUUGCGCCUUCCAUUUGUGGUAUGUAAUUGGACCACAUUAUGCAUAUAAUAGCAGGGAAGCAGUCCUAUGUGGUCUGAAUGAAUGUCUCGUGUUAGUCCUGAACUGUGUUACUACUUACUACCUUACCCCUGUAUUGUCAACAAGUAUAUUUCUGAAAACAUUCCUCAAACGUAAGCCACAUUAUGACCGCUGGUUAACCCAUUAACGUGGUCUCAAUGACGUAGCACUCAGAGUUAACGGGUAAUGAUACCAACAAUUGGAAUAAUGAUUGAAACCCCAUUGGAUUUUUUUCUUUACGUUUAUUUUUUGUUUAUCAUCUGUGUGUUGAAAAAAAAUCAUUUAAAAAACGUUUCUCGGUGAUCUGCUAUUGAAGUUCCUGAUGCAUGUAGGGGUGCACUACAUCUGAGAAUUGUUGUGGAGUUGUAAGGUUUUAUGUGAUGCUGUUUUGUUUUUAUAGAGGACUAGAAUAGGAUUCUGAGUAGGAUAUAAAACGAUGUAUUGUCAAUUAUGUUGCUCACACCAAAAAAGGAAAAUGUCAUGUACAAUAAAGAACCACAUUUACAAGUGGCCUGUUGACUGCU
This is a messenger RNA of Oncorhynchus mykiss (rainbow trout), 8883 nucleotides long. RefSeq names its product protein quaking-A. Lineage: Eukaryota; Metazoa; Chordata; Actinopteri; Salmoniformes; Salmonidae. The record is from RefSeq and is a predicted model, not a curated record. Gene Ontology annotation, cellular component: nucleus. Gene Ontology annotation, molecular function: mRNA binding. Gene Ontology annotation, biological process: regulation of mRNA splicing, via spliceosome.